This is a messenger RNA of Melopsittacus undulatus (budgerigar), 4635 nucleotides long. RefSeq names its product thioredoxin reductase 2 (gene TXNRD2). Gene Ontology annotation, cellular component: cytosol; mitochondrion. The record is from RefSeq and is a predicted model, not a curated record. Lineage: Eukaryota; Metazoa; Chordata; Aves; Psittaciformes; Psittaculidae. The transcript is spliced from 17 exons. Bases 80 to 1621 code for a protein of 513 amino acids. Gene Ontology annotation, molecular function: thioredoxin-disulfide reductase (NADPH) activity; flavin adenine dinucleotide binding; glutathione-disulfide reductase (NADPH) activity. Gene Ontology annotation, biological process: cell redox homeostasis; glutathione metabolic process; cellular response to oxidative stress.
GUUGCCGCCCUCCCCUCAGGCGCUGCUGGGGCAGCUCGCAGGGGUCCUGGCUCGGCGCAGGGGUCCUUUGCCGUACAGCAUGGCGACGCUGUGGAGGAGGCGGGAGCGGUUGCUGGGAGUGUCGGGCCGGCUGUGCCGUACAGUGCGAGCCCUCUCAGGAAAGAAUGAGUAUGACCUUCUGGUAAUUGGUGGAGGGUCUGGAGGCCUUGCUUGUGCAAAAGAAGCUGCUCAAUUUGGAAGGAAAGUGGCUGUUUUGGAUUAUGUGGAACCUUCUCCACAAGGAACCAAAUGGGGACUUGGUGGAACUUGUGUGAAUGUUGGCUGUAUUCCUAAAAAGCUUAUGCAUCAAGCAGCCCUUUUAGGGAGUGCCCUUAAAGAUGCCCAACACUAUGGCUGGAAUAUAGCCCAACCUGUUCAUCAUACCUGGUCUGUGAUGGCACAAGCUGUUCAGAAUUAUGUGAAAUCCUUGAACUGGGGACACAGAGUGCAACUACAAGACAAGAAAGUGAAAUAUUUCAACAUGAAAGGAAGUUUUUCUGAUCCACAUACAAUCCGUGGUUUAACAAAAGGAGGUAAAGAGACUAUUGUUACUGCAGAAAAUAUUGUCAUUGCUACUGGAGGAAGACCAAAGUAUCCUACACACAUCGCAGGUGCACUGGCGUAUGGAAUCACGAGUGAUGAUCUGUUCUGGUUAAAAGAAUCUCCUGGAAAAACGUUGGUUGUUGGAGCCAGCUAUGUUUCACUUGAGUGUGCUGGAUUUUUAACGGGCAUUGGAUUGGACACUACAGUCAUGAUGCGAAGUAUCCCACUUCGUGGAUUUGAUCAGCAAAUGGCAUCUUUAGUAACAGAGCACAUGGAAUGUUAUGGCACAAAAUUUUUAAAGAGAUGUUUCCCAACCAAAGUUGAAAAAUUGGAGAGCAACAAAUUGCAGGUGACCUGGAAAAAUACUGACCUGGGCACAGAAGAAACUGAUUGCUUUGACACAGUGAUGUGGGCAGUAGGCAGAGCCCCUGACGUUAAAACCCUCAACUUGGAUGCAGUUGGAGUGAAAACUAAUUCUGAAACUGGAAAGAUCAUUGUUGAUGCCAGUGAAGCUACUUCUGUUCCUCACAUUUAUGCAAUUGGAGAUAUAACAGAGGGCCGUCCUGAAUUAACACCCACAGCAAUAGCUGCAGGAAAACUACUGGCUCGGCGUCUUUUUGGCCAGUCUUCAGAAUUGAUGGACUAUGACAAUGUACCUACCACAGUUUUCACUCCCUUGGAAUAUGGUUGUGUUGGAUUGUCAGAAGAAGCAGCUGUGCAGUGUUAUGGAUCAGAUAAUAUUGAGGUAUACCAUGCAUAUUAUAAACCUUUAGAGUUUACAGUAGCUGAAAGAGAUGCAACUCAAUGCUAUAUAAAAAUGGUGUGCUUACGAGAGAGAGAGCAACGAAUACUUGGCCUUCAUUUCAUUGGACCAAAUGCAGGCGAAGUUAUUCAAGGAUUUGCUCUUGGAAUCAAAUGUGGUGCUACAUAUCCUCAGCUAAUGAAGACAGUUGGCAUUCACCCUACCUGUGCUGAAGAAAUUACCAAGUUGCACAUUACAAAGCGUUCUGGCUUGGAUGCAACAGUUACGGGCUGCUGAGGUUAAAAAUGCCAUCUCUGGAAAGAAGGAAAAAAAGCACAAAAUAUAUUUGUAAAGAAAAGGGGCACUUAGCCUUAGGAACACUUUUAAUGGUUCAACUUCCAGGAAUCUUUUCUUGUUCUCCCUGUAGACAGCUUUCUUUUUCAGCUAGAUUGUCGUCACACCAUCACUGUUCUAAAACCAAUUCAGUCCUGCUGUAACAAAUUCUAUUUCAAAGUGCCUUUAACUCUUAUCUUUCUGGAGCCAGGAAUAAUCACAGGUUUAUAUAGGUAAAUAUAACUGAAGCCAUUGACAUCUGAGGCAAUCUACAAAUGAAGCCAUUUUCAUUUGAGUUUCUGUUGGCAUUGCUGACUGCCAAUAGAAGCAUCUCACGUAAUAUUCAUAGGGAUCCUAGGAGAUGGGCAGGGCCUCCCUUAGAAUUUUGGCCAUGAGACUUUCUCCUGAGUGCUUGGAUAGUUCAUUACCUAUCCUAAUCUUGAACACUGAGAUGCUGUACUCACUAGUAGAAACGAGUUCCCAGACUGUGUAACAGUGGGUUAGCAGUCAUCUUUGGGAUUUUCUUUAAAAUCUGUAGUAUGUACAGGAAUUUAAUACAAAAUCACUUAUCACUGAAGCUAUGCUGCUACUGGAUGAAUCCCAAUGCAUUAAUCAGUGGCAUCCUGGUCAUAACAUUAUGGUGAUGGCUGAGAAUGAAUAAGCUCAGAGGUGUUAAAGAAAAAGUUGAAUUUUGUGGUGACUUCUCUGCCUACUCUUAAAGUUUCUAAUUCAGUUCAAAUUGACACAUCUCACAAAUUAUUGCCUGAACACCAUAUAUUAAGCAACGCUGACAAGUAGAAUCAAAACCGCUAAUAAUCCAAUUCAUGCCACAUUUUAUGUUUUAUAGGAUGUGGAAAUCUGGCUGACACAGUGAUAUAUUUGUUGGUUGGUUUUUAAGAUUCUUUUCUCUGAUGAGGUGGAUACUGAUUCUGAAUGGAUUUAGGUCUGGCUUUAAUAGAACAUGUUACAAAAGGGAACUAUAUUAAACAGUGAGCUAGAAAAGAAAUAGUCCUGCUCAGAAUAAAGACAGAAAAUAAAUAGCUGCAAACUUGUUUUUUUAAGUAUUGGCCAGAGUAAUAAAGCAUUAAUCUGUUGCAAAUUUCUGCUUAUGUUCCUGCUAUCCAGAAGGGGGAGAUGCUGGCUAAUUUGUAGCAAUGAAGAAACAGAAAUCUGAUGGUGAAGCUUCUUUUGCAGAACUCAGUUAAAUAAGUAGCCUGACAAAGGCAAACACAAAAUAAACUGCACUAAAUAUUCAGUCCAAGUUGCAGCUGUCAACAUUUUAUAUGCAUAGUCAUAUAUUUCUUGCACCCUUUACAGUAGUAAAAGAUCAGUUUGAGGUGAAACAAAUGUAUCAUUUUUGCAGUUAAUUCAUAGGGGUGUUUGUGUGUGUGGAAUUCAGUAGUUCCAUAGCUAUCCUUCUGCUUGUUGUACAGUUUAGAAGAAUAGCCUGAUGGCCGUGUAUAUAUUUGCUAAUUUUAAUUUGAUUGCCAUUUCACUGUUGCAGCAUGUAACACAGACAAAUGGUUGGUUUCUUUCAAGGGUAGUAUCUUUUUUCCUAUGAUAAAUCAUAGUAAAACUUGAGAAACUGUUAGACAAAUAGUGAUCAGAACUUCCUUCUAAAAUGUGAUGUAACAACAUUUGUCACACUGUCACUGAUAAUAGAAUAUUGCUUUUCUAAAGAUUUGUUCUGACUUAACAACAAAAGAAAUCUUAAAUGCUUUCUUUAGAAAGUUUCCUGAUUUGCAGUCCAUAUUUCUAGUCCAUAAAAGAGGAAGAACUGAUACAAUUUGACUGCAGGUGGCAUUCCCUAUGAGAUCUGCUGAUGCUAUUUUUCAUCUAUGAAGUUAUCCAUAAGGUUGUAGUUGAAUAAAGAAGCUCUUUGAGUGGAAGUGUUGUUGAAACGCUGCCUGAAUAUUGCAAUUGCCAUAAGGAGAAGUGAUGAAAAAUUUAUAUCUGUAUAGAAAUGUGUGCAUACCUGUGCAUUCAGAAGUUGAUUUCCCUUAUUAAAGACCUUCUGAGUAUGAUGCUGUUAAAAACCCCUACUAGAUUUUCCAGCUGUUUAUAUAUAAAAAAAAUUUUAAAAGUUCAUAGUAAAUUGAGCUUUUUUAAAACUUAAUAUUUCAAAACUUUGAGAUUCUGAGCAUAGCAGCCUACAGAGAUUUUGCUGUCAGAAACUUCCCACCUCUGACUAAACUGUAAUGUGCAUGCAUGCAAGAUUAUUUUUUUCCUAGUGAUUGCCUAUUACAAUUCCUUUUGUACCCAUAAUUGGUGUUUAGCCAUGUGUCAGCUGCUUCUCUUCUCCGUCUUACCAGUGCAUCCAACAGACUGAGGUGUCUGCUGCUACAGACAAAUCCGUGGAACAAUGAGUUAAUUUCAUUCAUCAUGAAGUUCCAAAUAGUGAUUUGGGAGAACAAGUAAAGAGAUCUCAAGGAAACGUGUCCUUAGUGUAUGUGAGGUGUGAAACUAAGGCAUGUCAUCAUUCUCAGGAGUAAUAGAACUGUAUUCGUUUUAGAACUGCUGAGUGGUCUGCAUGAAAAUUGAUCCUGGAUCUUGAACAGCAGCUUAGUUCUGUUACUCAUUUAGUGGAAAAAGUUGUUGCCCCCAGUGUAAAACUAAACAUACAUUCACACCUAUACAACCCUAAUGUCAGCAUCAACAGCAAGACAGAAUAAUGACAACUCCUGUGAUUGUGCUUUUUUUCCUGAAGGAUUCACUAGGGAUGGCGCUUAAGAAUUGUUUUUUUAAAGCCUGACAGAUACAAAUUGAAAUGGCUAAUGUACAGUGCAAAUUAUUGACUAUAUGUGAACAUGUUAAAAAAGAAAUCAGAAAAUUUAGUCAGGCUUCUUCUCAGGAUGCCAGCUGAUGAGGGCUUGUUUGUCAAACCACCCCAUGGUGCAAACAAGUCUGAGCGUUGCUGGGUCCCUCAUAUGUACAAUCCUAAUUAUUGUGUUGUGAAUUUAUGAAUUAAUAAAGAUAUU